UUUCCACUAAAAGCCCCGCCCGCCAAUCCUACGGAGACCAAUCAGAAUGUGCACCCUUAAGUCUCGCCCAGAAACGCGGACUGGAAGCUUAAGUUUGCGCAACCUUUUGCAGACACACGGGAAAGAGGCACCCCAAACUUUGCGUUUCCUAAAAUGAACUCAGACUCAAGGGAGCCCCUCCUCCAAAGUCUUGAGCUCAGCGCGCAGCAGCACGAAAGGCGGAGCACGGCUCACGGCUUCUUCCUUUACUGGGCGAGCUAGAAAAAACACUCCGGUCUCCCAUCAAAAUUUGCUCUGCUGGGUCCCAGGUCCCAAAACUCAGGGCCGAGGACCUAGAUAACGUUGGGGCGCCUAGUUCGGCCCCAACGGGGUUGGACUGUCACAGAAGCCCUCUCAGAAAAGAAAGCAAUUUUUGUUUCCUGGUUGGUAUGGAAAACUGAUUUUACAAAUGUGCUGAAUGGCAGCCAGGUUCUAACUGUAGCAUGUCCCACACGUCUUAAGCCUGUUUUACGUCUGUUUGGGAUGAUGUCAUUAGUGUCCACAAUCUCCUAGGAUUUGUACUAAGGCGGGGAGGGAUGUAGACCCUGCCUCGGAGAUUGACACCUAAGUAGAUUAACUAAACAAAUUAACGAAAACAAGUUUCCCUGGGUCUAGACUGUAAGUAAGGUGGUAGGUCCGCGUGUUUUUUUGCAGACCCCAGAGGGUAGAACUGAGUUUGCCUCAGAUACCAAAGGACAGAAUGCCCUCAAUGCCAACUUGCGGGUAGGGUUGUGGCCUUCCCCUUUAAAAGGCAGUCACUACUUGCACCAGAUGGCUGAGGGCAGAUUGAGGCUUCACUUUGCCACUUCCGAAGCCACAGUCUGUCUUUUCCCUCCCCAUUACCAGAAUACAGGUUACUGUGCAUAAGGGCUGUAACUCCUUCACGUCCUAAGCAAGGCUAAUUCACCUCACCAUGCACCACUACCAGAUCUCCCAGGACAGGUCAGUGGAUCAAGACAGAUGCCAAAGGCCUUUUUUUAGGUUCUCACAACUUCAAGGGGAGACGAGCAAAGACGAGAAACAUAAGUGGGGUGAAGUUCAGGCCCUGUGUUCAGGUGUUCAUACAAACACUCCGAGGGUAGUGGCGGGACACCCCAGCUGCGCUCCUGUUCUCGAGACUCCAGAUUCUAGCAAAGGGCGGAGCUUCUCGGAAAAAGAGAGAAGGCGGGGCUGACAGGAGCCCUAGGGGAAGUAGGAAGGAAGCUCGCCUGGCCAGCGGACAUCACCAAGGCUCAGGUUGGCUCGCCAUGUCUGCUGAAGGCCCCCGAGUGGGAUCCAUGUGCCUGGACUCCUCCAAAUCCUCCCUACCCUUGGCCGCGCUCAACGUGCGAGUGCGGCGCCGUCUCUCGCUGUUUUUGAACGUGCGGACGCCGGUGGCGGCCGACUGGACCUCGCUGGCAGAGGAGAUGGGCUUCGAGUACUUGGAGAUCCGACAGCUGGAGACGCGCCCAGACCCCACCGGCAGUUUGUUGGAUGCUUGGCAGGGGCGCUCUGGCGCGACGGUCGGCAAGCUGUUAGAGAUGCUGGCCAUGCUGGACCGUGAGGAUAUACUUCGGGAGCUGUGGUCCAGCAUCGAUGAUGACUGCGAGAAAUACAUAGUGAGGCAGCAGAUGCAGGAGUCUGAGAAGCCCUUACAGGUGGCCAGAGUGGAAAGCAGUGUCCCACAAACAAAGGAGCUGGAGGGCAUCACCACUCUUGACGACCCCCUGGGACAAACACCAGAACGGUUCGAUGCCUUCAUCUGCUACUGCCCCAGUGAUAUUGAGUUUGUGCAGGAGAUGAUCAGGCAGCUAGAACAGACAGACUAUCGGCUGAAGUUGUGUGUGUCCGACCGUGAUGUCCUGCCAGGCACCUGUGUCUGGUCCAUUGCCAGUGAGCUCAUUGAGAAAAGGUGUCGCCGGAUGGUGGUGGUUGUUUCUGACGAUUACCUACAGAGCAGGGAAUGUGACUUCCAGACCAAGUUUGCUCUCAGCCUCUCUCCAGGUGUCCAACAGAAGCGGCUGAUUCCCAUCAAAUACAAGGCGAUGAAGAAGGACUUCCCCAGUAUCCUACGGUUCAUCACUAUCUGCGACUAUACCAACCCAUGCACCAAGUCCUGGUUCUGGACCCGCCUUGCCAAGGCUUUGUCCCUGCCCUGAAGAUGGCCCUGGGAGCCCUAGGUCUGUCAGUCUGCCCUUGCUCUUGUGCUUGCCUCCUCUGACAUUGUAAGAGGGAAUUUGUGGUCCACUCAGCCUUGGAGGUUCUAGCUCUACAGAUGCUUCUCCAGCAGCCAAAACCCAUCUGGACACUGCCCCUCAAGUCCUGGAUGGAACGAGUGACUGCAAGUAACUUUGUUACUUGCUGGGUUGUCAGCCAGUACAGCGAUUACCAGGGACCAGCUGAGCUACAGCCGAGCCAUCUUUGGUCUCAGUUUCUCCACCUGAGAAACAGGAUAUGGAGAUCAGGCAGGAACAUGGCGAGGCAUUGCUCUGGCUGAAGGAGAGCUGGCUGUGGGACCAGAGCCUUGCCAGGACGACUGCUUCCCCCAUUUGUCUCACAUUCCUGUUCCUCCUUUUUUUUUUUUUUUUUUUUUUUUUUGGUUUUUCAAGACAGGGUUUCUCUGUGUAGCUUUGCGCCUUUCCUGGAACUCACUUGGCAGUCCAGGCUGGCUUCGAACUCACAGAGAUCCACCUGCCUCUGCCUCCCGAGUGCUGGGAUUAAAGGCGUGAGCCACCACCGCCCGGCCUGUUCCUCCUUUUGCAGGGCAAUGGGGAGCUGAGCUGACUUUGACCCGAUUCUCUGAAACUAUCCUCUUUGCAUCUUUGACCCCCUCAGCCUCAAUCCCAUGUUCUGUGGUCACUAGUCUGGGUAACUGGGACUGCUUUUCCCUCCCACGUAGCCAUGCCUGUGCACAUAUCUCAGCUUCACUUUGCUUGAAGUGGGAUCCUGUCCUCUGGCAUGCCUAUCAUUUAUAGUGGCCCCAGCAGGGCCCCCAGGACUAUGUCAUCAGGGAACCUUCCUCCUUGGCCCACCAACACAGAGACUUUCUCCAGCUUUCUGCACUUUGAUUACUUACUUUGUUAACAAGCAGCGAACAUACAGAAACAUCCUUUCUCUAGUACUUGGAGGUAUGUGGCCCCAUGGAGUCCUAUUCAUUAGAUAAGUGUAAAUGUACACGUGCUCCUCACACAGAUACUCCCUCACACACAAAGGCAUCUGCAUACCUGUGUUUACUUUGGGACAGCUCCUAAGAAAUGGCUGAGUAGAAGAGUUUUGCCAUCAAGGGGACCUGGCCAUCUCCCUGGAUAAAAACGGGAUGUCCUUACUACAGGUAGCGGCACAUGCCUAUAAUCCAGCAUUUGUGAGGUAGAGGCAGGAGAAUCAGGAUUUCAAGGUUCGCCUUGGAUACACACCAAGUUUAAGGCCAGCCUGGACUACAUGAGAGCCUAUCACCUCUCUCACCCACCCAUUCCCCCCUCCCCCACCAAAAAAGAAGAAAAAGAUGGGGGGCACUGUUAAUUUCUUCUCUCUCUUCUCUGAUCACUGAAAGCAAAGUCUAGAAAGGCCCCAAACGUGAGCACAUGCAUGCCUUCAGCAAAACGAAGGUGAAAAAGGAGAAGCCGCCUCACACCACAACUCGGCAGGCUCAGCUGGUUCCUCCCCAGCAAGAUGGUUUCCAUAUUCCUCUCAAGCUCUCUAUCAUGGAGGCAAUGUCACGGUCUCUGGUCUUAGUGCUCAGGGCCACCCCAGGGUUCUGAAUCCAACAGAAAAUGUGCCUUCCUUCAGUGUCUGGGGCAGGAAUGGAGGCCCCUUUGCAUGACCUCAUGAAGCACUUUUGUGGGCAUUUUAAAGCAAUCUGGAGAAAGUAUCUUCUCUACCUGUUAUAUAGGUUUUAUGAGAACUUCAGUGAGAUAGAUGGGAUAAAGGCUUAUGUUUGCCAUUUGUACUUCUGUAUUGGAAAUUUAUAAUAAAAAUAUUCUAUUUGAGAAAGCA
Messenger RNA from Peromyscus californicus insignis, 4011 nucleotides. It is a transcript of the gene Myd88, whose product is annotated as MYD88 innate immune signal transduction adaptor. Lineage: Eukaryota; Metazoa; Chordata; Mammalia; Rodentia; Cricetidae. The coding region runs from base 1287 to 2177 and encodes 296 amino acids. Gene Ontology annotation, cellular component: plasma membrane. Gene Ontology annotation, molecular function: TIR domain binding; Toll-like receptor binding. Gene Ontology annotation, biological process: Toll signaling pathway; defense response to Gram-positive bacterium; positive regulation of canonical NF-kappaB signal transduction. The record is from RefSeq and is a predicted model, not a curated record. The transcript is spliced from 5 exons.